Messenger RNA from Clunio marinus, 3566 nucleotides. The record is from the annotation of a GenBank genome assembly. NCBI's taxonomy places the organism in Eukaryota, Metazoa, Arthropoda, Insecta, Diptera, Chironomidae.
UAGAGCGUUGAAAAAAAAGUUACGACAAUAAAACUCUAAUUAAAACUGUAAAAAAAUAGUAAAAAAGAUAUUUUUAAUGACAAUACACUAAGAAACGUAGCUGGUGAUAGAAGAAAAACAUUCGAAAAAUGAGUCGUGAUGAGAAACGGAAAAUGUCUUUCAUUCCUAUCGUUCGACAAACUAGCAGAGAAAGUGAAGGGGAAGAUUUAUUAAAUCAAGAAAUUGAUGAUUUACUGCAAAGUGAUUUCGAAGAGCGAAGACUUUCGGAGAAUUUCUCGAGGAACAAUAGAAAUGAAGAAUCGUCGAGAGUCCUAAAAGAUGACGACUGUAUUGGAGAAAAUGUAGCGCUACUUGAGAAAGUUUUGGAAGACCCAAAAGAUGAUAAGAAUUCUGAGAAUUCUAGGAAUGAAGGAAACGCAAUGAAAGCAAGAAUGAGUGAUAUUCUCGGUGAAAUAUCUGAAGAUGAAAAUACCGAAAUUCUUCCAAAACAGCAACGAGAUAAUCAAAAAAGGAAAAAACAUUCUUUGUCACCUUUUCCUGAUUCAAAUAAUUCAAUAAAUACAAAAAGUGAAAUUGAAUCGAAAUUUAAUCACACGCCACAUGAUUUGUUCAUUCAACUCAAUGAGUUAUGCUUUGAACAAGAAUUUCAAGAAUGGCGUGAAACAGCUCGGUGGAUAAAGUAUGAGGAGAAUGUUGAAGAAGGUGCCGAUCGAUGGGGACGGCCACAUAUGUCGUCACUUUCAUUUCAUUCCUUGUUGAAUUUGAGAUUGUGUCUGGAGAAAUGUGCGAUUAUGCUUGAUGUUGAGGAGAAAGAUAUUGGCGUGAUUAUUUAUCAAGCUGUUGAAACAAUGUUUAACGAAGGCAUCAUUCGUAAUGGAGAUCGUGAAAAAAUCUUCAGGACAAUUUUACUUCAUCACAACUAUGAGCAUCGUCGAAGUAUCUUUAAUUUUGGUGUGAAGAAGAAAUCAUCUCAUGAUUCAAGUCAAAGCUUAGUGUCGCACACGUCAGAAAAAUCAGAUGAUUCAAAUAUUUUCAAACCAUCGAAGCGGAAAAGUUCAGGAAGUUUUAAGAAGUUUUCCAGACGUGGAAGUACCGUGGUAUUCCAUCCAAGAAGAACUUCAAAUUUAUUCACACCUGAAGCAGCGAUUCGUGAAGAAGUCGAGAAAAUGACUUUCGAUCCAAUUUCUAAACCUGUCAGUAAUCCCGCAACAUUUAAAGUUGAAAUGGAAAAUGAUGAUGAACGAGUGACUGAAGAAGAACAAUUAGUUCAGAAUGAAUAUGUGCUUAAAAGACUGCCAAUAAACUGUGAAGGUGCAGCAAUCUUAGCUGCAGUUGUAGACUUCCUAGAUCAUCCAACGGCCGUCUUCAUUCGCUUAGCAGAAAGCACAAAAAUUGCAAAUGUUCUUGAAGUUUCACUUCCUGUUCGUUUUCUUUUCUUCAUUAUGGGACCAAAAACAGAACAACUUGAUUAUCAUGAAAUUGGACGUUCAAUUUCGACUCUCUUAUCAAACAAACAUUUUAGAAAUUGCGCUUAUGCUACGAAAACUCGAAAAAGUUUAAUCAAAGCCAUUGAUGAUUUUCUGAAUGAAAGUAUCGUUUUUCCACCAGGAAAACUCGAUAAGGAAGCACUUUUGUCAUUUGAGAAUCUAAAGAAAAAGUCUGAAAUGAUUCGAGCUCGGAAACGUCGAGUUUUGUAUGAAAAUUUAAAAUCACAAGAUCGAAUGUUGAGUGAAGAUCAAAUUAAACUUUUGUCAGCAAUGUACGACGCUAGUCAAAAGAAACCAACAAGCUCACUACAGAGAACAGGCAAACUUUGGGGUGGAUUACGUAAUGAUUUAUCACGAAGACUUCCGAUGUUCAAAAGUGACAUCAUUGAUGGAUUAAAUUUUGAGACAUUAGCAGCGACGGUUUUCAUGUACUUUGCAUGUUUUGCGACCGCAAUAACUUUCGGUGGAUUAGCUGGUGACCUAACGAACGGUUGGAUUGGAAUAUCUGAAACACUUUUAUCAGCAAGCUUUGCUGGGAUAGUUUUUCAUAUUUUUGGUGGACAACCUCUAGUCAUAAUCGGUACAACUGGUCCCUUGAUUCUCUUCGACAAAGCUCUCGUGAGCUUCUGUACAAUCCAAAAAUUUGAUUUUCUCAAUGUUCGUGUUUAUGUUGGAUUUUGGAUGUUGAUAAUCUCACUAUUAGUAUCAGCUUUUGAAGGAAGUGUGCUUGUGCGAUAUUUCACGAGAUUCACACAGGAAAUAUUUUCCGCUCUUAUAACUCUGAUUUAUCUUUACUCGACAUUCAACAAGACAAUGUCGAUUUAUAAAAGAAAUCCUUUGAUGGAAGUGAAAGAUUACGUUAAAGUGUUCAAUACAACAGAAGAAGCUUUUGUCACUCAAGGCAUUGUUAAUCAACCAAAUACUGCCUUAUUUUGUACUCUAUUGACACUCGGAACUUUUGUGUUGGCAUAUAACUUGAAGAUAUUCAGAAACUCAAAGUUCCUGGGACGGACAAGUCGACGUGCUUUAGGUGACUUUGGCGUUCCGAUUUCUAUCGCAAUAUUUGUCAUUAUUGCAAAUUACAUGUCACAAGUUGAGACAGAGAAACUUAAUGUACCUGAUGGGAUUGAACCAACAGUUAAACGUGAAUGGCUUGUUCCACUAUGGAUAGAAAACAAUCCAAUGUGGCUGCCUUUUGCUUGUGUUGUGCCUGGAUUUCUGAUUUAUAUUCUCACAUUCAUGGAGUCGCACAUCUCUGAAUUAAUUCUCGAUAAGCCUGAGAGAAAAUUGAAGAAAGGCUCAGGUUUUCAUUGGGAUAUUGUUUUGCUUUGUAUCUUAAAUAGCAUUCUUGGAUUAUUUGGCAUGCCAUGGCAUUGUGCUGCAGCUGUCAGAUCUGUUGCCCAUAUAAGUGCAGUAACAAUUAUGUCAACAAAUCAUCCACCUGGAGAAUCUCCGCAUAUUGUGGGUGUUAAAGAGCAGAGAUUGUCGGGAUUUUUUGUCUCUUUACUUAUUGGAUUAUCGAUUUAUGCUUCUCCAAUUCUUAAGAAAAUUCCUAUUAGCGUAUUGUUUGGAGUUUUCCUUUACAUGGGCGUUUGUUCAAUGAAUGGUGUUCAACUUUUUGAGAGAAUUAUUCUUUUCUUUGUGCCAGUGAAGUAUCACACGGGGGCUUAUGCGACGAAGCUUCUGACUUAUCGUAUGCACAUCUAUACAGUCAUUCAAGUGACGGCACUUGCCAUUCUUUGGAUUGUCAAUGAAUCACCAAUUUCACUUGCUUUUCCUUUCUUUCUUAUCAUGAUGGUCCCUUUGCGAAAGCUCCUCGACAAUUUCUAUUCUCCUUCUGAACUUGAAGCUCUUGACGGUUCGCAACAAAAUGAAAAUGAUGACAUCGAUGAUGAUGAUUUUUACGAGCAAACUCAUAUCUCAGCUUGAUUUCAUUUGAAUUUAUUACUUUACACAUGGAACUUCUAUUUAUUUUAUCUUUUAACGAUACGAUUUAUAUUUUGUCAAUAUCGCAGAAACAAUGUUCAAGGAUAUUUUGAAUAUCUAAAUGAGCCAAAUAAAUCGAAAUAAAUUCAAUGC